CGCGCAGCCCGGAGAUGCUGCUGCUGAUGUUGGCGAGCGACUGCAGCAUCCGACAUGGGCAUCCUCUAAUCCAGCCGCGGCACAGUGACUUUUUCUCUCACCAUGUCGGGAAAAACUAACAUGGUGUUCCACUGAACUGGAAACAGAGGCCCAAACAGAAGGAUUACAACAGGUCUUCUUCAAUCAAAUGCAUAAGGAAUAAUUCCACGUCCAGUAUUCCAGACCAUUUGUUCCCCGACCAAGCCAGUGUAGAUCUUAAAAACAUCAGAAAACCUCUAUCUUGCGCUCUUCCCUGAGAAUUUUGCAUCGUUAAACUUCAUAAUGAGCGGUCUGGCUGUGAAACUGGACCCUCGCAGGGUACAGUGGGGCGCAACAUGGAACACUUUUGCGACCCGUGUCCUGAGGACCAAACCUGUGGAGUCCAUGUUGGAUUCGGCCACGACGGGCACCAGCUCACAUGGGACCAAGUUGGCUCGGGUGUUGUCCACCGUGGACCUGGUGUCGCUGGGCGUGGGCAGCUGCGUCGGGACGGGGAUGUAUGUGGUCUCUGGGCUCGUUGCCAAGGAAAUGGCCGGUCCGGGAGUCAUUGUGUCAUUCAUUAUCGCCGCUGUGGCCUCCAUACUCUCAGGAGUGUGCUAUGCUGAGUUUGGCGUACGCGUGCCUAAGACGACAGGUUCGGCCUACACAUACAGCUACGUGACCGUGGGCGAGUGCGUGGCUUUUUUCAUCGGCUGGAACUUAAUUCUGGAGUAUCUAAUUGGCACUGCGGCAGGGGCGUCGGCUCUCAGCAGCAUGGCGGACUCUCUGGCCAAUCACAGCAUCAGCAACUUCAUGAUUUCACACAUCGGCACACUAAAGGGCUUUGGUAAAGGAGAGCAGUCAUACCCAGAUCUGCUGGCACUUCUGAUAGCCUUGCUGGUGACUGUGAUCGUGGCUUUAGGAGUCAAAAACUCUGUUGGCUUUAACAAUGUGCUGAACGUCAUCAACCUCAUCGUGUGGGUGUUCAUGAUGAUCGCUGGACUGUUCUUUGUUAGUGGAGAGAACUGGGAUGAGGGGAGAUUCUUGCCCUUCGGCUGGUCAGGGGUGAUGCAGGGAGCAGCCACCUGUUUCUACGCCUUCAUUGGGUUUGACAUCAUUGCAACGACAGGAGAAGAGGCCAAGAGUCCCAACACCUCCAUCCCCUAUGCCAUCACUGCCUCUCUCAUCACCUGCCUCACUGCCUACGUCUCCGUUUCUGUCAUACUCACCCUGAUGGUGCCAUACAAUGAGAUUGAUGCCGAUGCCCCACUGAUGGAGAUGUUCGCCGCACAUGGCUGUAUGUUUGCCAAGUAUAUCGUGGCUGUGGGGUCCAUUGCUGGACUGACUGUUUCCCUCCUGGGGUCCUUGUUUCCCAUGCCCAGGGUCAUCUAUGCCAUGGCAGGAGAUGGUCUUCUAUUUAAGUUCCUGGCCAAUGUGUCUUCAUACACAGAGACCCCUGCUGUAGCUUGUGUGGUGUCGGGCUUUCUGGCUGCCCUGCUGUCCCUGCUGGUCAGCCUCAGAGACCUCAUAGAGAUGAUGUCCAUAGGAACCCUGCUGGCCUAUACACUAGUCAGCCUGUGUGUUCUACUCUUGCGUUACCAACCUGAAGGCGACAUCCACGGUUUCGUGAACUUCCUCUCUGAGGAGCAGAACAAGAAGAGAAAGGAAGGUGUUCUGGCUGAGUGUGAGAAAGACGCCUGCUCACCAACCAGUGAAGCCGAUGAGUACGGAGGCGCGCCCACCAACACCUGCGGAGCCAAAAACCUCCCUUCUCUGGGAGACAACGAAAUGCUGAUUGGAAAGCCAGAUAAAAACGCGUACACUGCCAGCCACCCCAACUAUGGUACGGUAGAUAUGACCACUGGGAUUGAAGCAGAGGAGUCGGAGGGAGGGGUGUCCCGGCGGCUGAAGAAGCUGAUUGGACCACGCUAUUAUACCUUGAGGAUUCGACUGGGCCUCCCAGGAAAAAUGGACAGGCCAACUCAAGCCACAGGGAAAACUGUCACUAUUUGUGUGCUGCUGCUCUUCAUCUUCAACUUUGCUUUCUGCUCAUUCAUCAUUUUUGGAGCGAGCAGUAUAGGCGAAGGUCGUUGGUGGGCGUUGCUGCUAUUAAUCUUCUUCAUCAUCGUCAUUGCCCUUCUGGUUAUCAUCAUCAUUCAACAGCCUGAGAAUCCAAAGCGGCUGCCCUACAUGGCACCUUGCGUGCCAUUCGUACCUGCUUCCGCCAUGCUGGUCAAUAUCUACCUCAUGCUCAAGCUAUCCGUGAUCACCUGGAUACGAUUUUCCGUCUGGUGCUUCGUGGGUGUGCUCAUCUACUUCGGCUACGGCAUGUGGCACAGUACCUUGGAGAUCACCGCCAGAGAAAACGAGGUGCACGCCUCCACCUACCAGCGCUACGAUCAGGGUGUGGACGAGGGCUUCUGCGGCUUCGAUGACGAUUUCUACCCGCCCACCACCGACACCUGGGCUGCACCGGCGGGGGAGUCAGGGGUGACGUCACCCCCUAAGGCCAAACCCGAAAGUGAUGGGAUGUCAUCGACGGGUGGACGCCGAACCGUAGCUAACAAUGGCCUUGCGGAGGAGGAUCCGAUGGAUUUCUGAAGGGACUGGACUUUGUGUUACCCUGAAUGUACUGCCUUGUCUGCUGCCUGGGGGAGGGGAGGGGAACAGUGUGGGUGAGUGUGUGAAUGACUGUGUGUGUGUGCAUGCCUGCAUGUGUGUGUUUGUCCGUGUAUCUAACCCUUGGGCUAGAUUGUUUCUGUGCAGGGGAACAGCUUGUUUUUUACCUUAUUCGACAAAGCUCUGCACGCCGCUCCCACACAAACGCGGUCAUCAAGGUCAUGAGCUUCUCGACACAUUCACUUGCCGUUCACUCACGUUGACAUCCCACGCAAAGAGAGGCCACUUAGAAAAGUGCAGACGAAGCAAGAGAUAAAUUGUGGAUUGUAGCGCUGUGAAACGAGUGAUAUUACGUCCUGAGAAACGUUUUAACUGUUUAUAGCUACACGGGAGAGAGGAGGGUGAUGAGGGCGAUGAUGGGCCAGAUGGAUCAACAGCUGUCUUCCUGUUUCAACACAGACAGACGGGAAACUUAGAUGACAGCAUGCCAAACCCAGAUGACUUCCCGUUGCUGGGUCUGACUUUCUCUGCUAUCUUUUUAUGAGCAACACAGUGAAACAUCUUUUCAUAAAAAAAUAAAAUAAAUAAAAAGAUUUAAAAAGAUUUUCUUCAAUCUAAACAUCUAGCCCAAGGGACUUAGAAGUGGAUUUGGAAAAGGAUGUUGGUGUUUUCUGUGACAAAUAGUACUUGGACUUUGCUUGCAAUAGUGCCUUCAUCUACUGUACAUGUACGUGGGUUUCUGGUUCUGUCCGUUUUCUACUUUCGUUUUGCCUGUGUGUGUAUGGGGGUGGGGGGUGGGGUCUACUGUAGGUGCACUCAAACGCCACAUUUACAUUGAUUCUUAUGUCUCUGUGCGUAUAAAGUGGGUUCUUCAGACUGUUUUGUAUGUGUAUAUAAGGCAUACGUAAAUUUCCCCGACUCUGCUCAGCAUGAAGCCCAAAAUCCGUCCACCUGCAGGAAAGCGACUCGUGGUGCAAUUUGAUAUAUGUUCACUGGCGUACCCUGAUAUAGAGGAAUAGAGCGGAUAACAGGACAGAUUUAAGCUUUCAGCUGACAGCCUACAGGGUUUUAAUGUCAUAUUUGAGUCUCAUUUGAUUUUUAUUAUCAGUUCAUUCAAGGAAAUGUAUUUUUUUCAUAGUACAAUUGUUCUCCUUUCUUACUCCUUUUGAUUUUUCUGCACUUUAUCUCUUUCGGCUUUGAUCACACCUUUUGCUUUUCCAAGCUAACUCUUCCUUUUAUCCGUUUGCCAUCUACCUCCCACCUCUUCCCAUCAAUUGGGUCAUUUUGUCAUGGAGUUGCCACUCAGAGACGCAUGUAAUAGACAAGGGAUUGGUUUUCAGUCUGGAUUUCUAAAAGCGAUCUGCUCUCUACCUAGCGAUCCGUCCAAGCGUGUCUUCUGUCUCUCCUUUUUGAUUCGUAACUAGAGCAUUCAUAUCUCACCCAGGCCCACGGCAGCCUUGGUUUCCCUCUGUGUCAUCAGUUUUCUUGUUUGUAGCUACUAGUUGUUGCAGCACCCUGAAGUGUUUGUGACAGUCAUUCAGAUCGAAGCAUGAGCAUGUGUGGUUGUGGUGAAGUAAACCUGCUGAAGCUGUGGGAUUGAUUGCAUUUUAUUGAUGCAGGGCCAACAGUUUACUUGUAAUAGAAACCUCUUGGCAUAAAAGGUAUUGUGCAUGGUACCUCUAUGGGAUUUUUCCAUACACCAAAUAGCCCACAAUUAUGUCGUUUUUAAGUUUGAGUGUCAGGGGUUGGUCCUUUUUAAAAGCUUCUGGUGCUGCUUUAACCUUGAUCGUUGCUGUUGUACGUUUCCCUUGUGCCCCCUGUUGCUGCAUCAGUCCCCUCUAGGGAGGCCUUAUUUGUCUAAUGCACUAAAUCUAAAGAUGCCACGCAAACUUCCCACUGUACGUACCUCUACCCCUACCAGAAUAUCCUCAUUACAACAAAAAGAAAAGGAAAAAAAAAAGACGCCUUUGGUGUGGUUCAGUAAAAUUAUUUGCGACAUGCAUGCGCGCUCUUAAUACAACUCCCUCUUGUCACAGGGGUUUAUGCUCAUAUUGGGCGACUGGGUGGAACAUUCUUGUGAUCUGGAAGGUUCUCAGAUUUUCAUGACCGUAAGCUGGAGACGACAUCAAAGGCUGUGGAGGAGCCAAAAUGUUCCUUCUUUUUUUUUUUACUUAUAGUUUGACUUUUUAAAACAAACUAAUCUCAACCAGAAAAUAUAAUUUGGUGUUUUUUUAAAUAUUUUAAUUACAUUUUUUUAAUAACUUAAAGUAGACAUCAGAUGGCCGUAUUCAGUUAUCUAGGGUCUUCUUCAGGAGCGUUGUGUCCAACCUUCCUCCAAACAGUUUUGAAUAAUUUAAGAAUGAUAACGAAAAUACGAUAAAACAACUUCCUGUAAAGCUAGAAUCCACUUUGCUUUAUGAAAAACUUAAACUGGAAGAAAUGCAACAACUAAGAUUACAGGCCAACGUCUCUGUUUGGGUGACUUGUAAAAGUAAUCCAGCUGAAGCUGGGAAAUGUUUGUUGCCCGAUCACAGCUGAAUGCGCUUGUCCUCCAAGACACGAUGGAGACAAAACCAAAGCAGUUUGUACGAAGCAAAAGGUGAUCCCUUUUUCCUUUUUGUGCUGUUAGAAACUUUCCCUUUUAAAACGAACGAGGUGUCCACUUCUGUAUCUUAAAGGCUGGGUAGAGAUGUUAGGGGAAAAAACAGUAAGAUCUAAAGCCAUACAUCCAGAUGACACCAAAGGACAAUACCAGUUCACUGAAGAAAAGAGCUUGCCAGACAAGCUAAUGGUUUAAGGACUUUGUUGGGGUCACUUAAGCCCCGUUUCCAAUGAGCGGUCCGGUACAGUUCAGCUGAAUUGAUCAACUCAAUUCAGGUGAGCGUUUCCACUUCAAGUCUGCUCAGUAGAAAUGGGUCUUUAUAAUGAUUGGCUAUGUUUUUAUCACGUCCAUAGGUGAUUGAUAGUUUUUGUUUAGACUUACAAGCGUUUAAUGAAUUGCUUGCUAUAGGUGUGUAAAGAGGAUUUCAGGUAAUAUAGCAAAAAGAAAAGGAACGUUUUACAAAAACAAUCUUUUACCCAACCUUCAACACUAGACUGGCUACAUCGUCAGUUUUCUUUGGAUUAGUUCACACAUCAUCACACGUAGCCAAAAGCUGUCCUCAUGAAUGAACACUGUCCCUUUUAACCUGACUAAUAAAGGCAAUCCCCACUUUAUGAAAAAGUUAGUUUUAGUCCUGAAAUAAAGUUGUGCACAGCAGAGUUUGCAACACUUUGUUUAUUUUGCCAAGAAAUUCAACAACAUCGGCAAGAAUUCAUUGUUGCAUUUUGAAAGACUUAGAGAUAAGAUAAGUCAGAGCACGGAAUAGCAUGCUAGUGACCCUAGCACCUACAAAAAUUACAUUUGAAAAAUAUAAAAAUACAUAUGAUGCUCAUAGACAACAUCGUGUUUUAGCCCAAUUACAGUAAGUCAGCUUUAUCUACUGGUCAUUAAUCCAGUUAACAAUAUAAAUGCUGUACAUGAGUAUCACCCUAACAAAUGUUUUAAAAACUGCCAGCACUAAGCAUGAUGAGAGGUUCUGCAGAAUUCACAUGUGCUAAAACAUUUGCACAUUGUACAUCACACACUUUAGGUCCUAUUUAGUGAUCCUCAGCUAAAAUACUUGACUCACCCAUAUCACCUACUAACAGCCAAAAUAUUCAAAUGCCUGGGAUUCGCAGCUCAGCCAAAACUUUAAGGCUGAUUCAGAUCAGUACUAUGCCUGCGAAACCCCACUGUACAGUCAAUUUUAUACAUUUACGACGCUGUGUGUGCGUGUGUAUGAAUAAAGAGCGUGGAUGCAUGUGCAGUACAGGUGUGUGCGCUUUGAUGUGUUCUUGUGGUCUACACCUGCGCUUCGAUGUGACCGCCUGGUUAAUGUGUAGCAUGCCGUCAUGCACGAGGCCCCCUGACUGUAAACGUUGGCACUUGCAUGUGGUGACUGAUUGCAACAGGACAUGAUGGAUACUAAACCAAAACCAAAUGCAGACUUGGUUCUUAUACCCGGGAGUCUCGGCCUCUAUGCUCUAGAAGGAUGUAACAAAUGUUUUACAACUGUUAAGCUUCAACCAUACCAAAUAUCAAGGACUACGUUCUUGGUUUGCUACAUUGCUGCAGUUUGUGAUUUUUCAAAAUAGAGUGAGCGAUUCUAAGUAACUUUUAACCCAGAACGCUGUUUGUCACAUUCAUUGAACAUCUCCUCCUUUCUGCUACCUGCAGUAUAUUGUGAAUAGAUAAAAAGGAAGAAACAUGGUAAUGGUACCCGGCCCUGGCUCCCCAUCCAGAGACUUGAUCAAUCAAUCUGAUCAACCUACUGCGGGCUACUCAUGAUGUGUGCUUAAAACUAACAUCGUUAUGCUUUACUCAGACCAAACUUUUAACCCAACCACUACAACUACUACAAUUCACCCUAAAGAACCAUAAAAUUAAUUUUUGUUGUAAUCAUAUUAGUCCUAACCUUAACCAAGAGGUAGGCCUAAACAUAACCAAGAGAAAUCUAAUCUCCUUAUCCCACCGUUAACCUAUAGCCUACAUCUUGGCCCUAAUGAACCCAGACUCUAAUACUAAACCAAAUUUAUCGUAAAUUAAUCCUGACCACAUUGAUUCUGAAAAACUGUUCCAAGCUAAACCUAGUCCCUAGUCCCCCCCACCCCCACCCCUUCAGAGUUCAAUCACCUCAACAAAGCAUUACCUACCUUCAAAGUUCAAAGAUGUUCCUCAAAGGCGUCCAGAUAAAUGACCAAUACACAUAAUAAUACGGUACCAAGAACUGCAGAUGAUUCGUGCUGGCCAGUGUGCUUCCUUUGACUGAAAUUGAAAUUACUUACCCUGCCUUUAAGCCAAUGCUUUUCUUCCACUUUGAUACAAUGUUAUUUUACAAAAAAUGAAUCAUAUGAACUAGAAGAAGAGUUUUUGAUUUCAAUGUUUUUGUGUCUCUCUCCCUCAUUAGUCUCCUUACUCAAGUGUGAGAGCCAGGGCUCCCCUUUAAAGGACUAUGUAGCACAAUUCCAAACAGGAGGAACGACUCCUCUCACAUCCUCCCUCAAACACCCACAAUUCGCUUCCAUCCUCUCAACCGCAACCUCUGCAAGCCAAAGUCCACUAUGUUGGUUUACGUCUCACAUGCAGAAGACUGUAGUUUCUUCAAAAAGAGCACUUAAGACGCUAACAGUUUUUCUUGGGAUGGUCCGUCAAUAAGCUACCCUACCACAAGAAGAUAGAUUUUCCUUUAUUAGAGUAACUUGAGUCAACAUUCAGUAAACUUCCAAGCUCGUAUUUCAUUGAAAACUGAAAGUAUUAGACCCAUGAAUACAGAUGCAAUUGUCCUGCGCAUGACAGUCAAAAGCACUAACGGAGGAACGAACUAAAGAGAAGUAUUUUUCUACAGCUGUUUUUCAUCCGCAGACCCUCCUUGGGUGGAUGUGCUCUGUUGAGCUGGUUAUUAGUCUUCACUUUAUGAGCUGUGGGAGGCCUGGAGAAAAUCCUAAAAAUAUAUUUUUAACAACCUUAGUCUCUCUACAAAGAUAAAGCUGAUUUAUAAACCUUAAUCCUUUCCUUUGAAAGAGUUUGAAAUGGUUGCCAUAGAUGUCCGGGAGAAUUUAGAAAGUUUAGGAGCACUACAGGAAAAGAAAAAAAAAUGCUAAAAUUAUUUUAUUAUAAUUCUAUAAAGGCUAGACUGCAAAUGUAAUCAAGUAUUGCCACUAUUGCUUUUAAAGUCAGCUACUAUUUGUUUAUUUUAUCUUUGAGAAAGCGUGCCAUGUUCUUCCUGUGCUGUGUGUUCGCCGUGGCCAAGUGUCCAGUCGGUGUGUGUUGGACUUGUUGGGAUUGGCUUCUCUUGCAAACACUUUUCUCUUCUGUAUAUUUUGGCACAACGCUGUGUAAAAUUGUUGGUUUAUCUGUUUGUUUUUUAAAGGUUUCUUCCAUAUGUGUGGUUCUUUUUGCUCCUGGUUGCACUGUUUUUUCUGCUGAGUUGUUGAUAUUGCUUCCAUGCAACAAUGAAAGUAAUUUAUUG
Messenger RNA from Cololabis saira (Pacific saury), 8687 nucleotides. It is a transcript of the gene slc7a14a, whose product is annotated as solute carrier family 7 member 14a. NCBI's taxonomy places the organism in Eukaryota, Metazoa, Chordata, Actinopteri, Beloniformes, Belonidae. Gene Ontology annotation, biological process: amino acid transport; transmembrane transport. The record is from RefSeq and is a predicted model, not a curated record. Gene Ontology annotation, cellular component: plasma membrane. The transcript is spliced from 10 exons. Gene Ontology annotation, molecular function: amino acid transmembrane transporter activity. The coding region runs from base 322 to 2619 and encodes 765 amino acids.